Westerdykella ornata is the source of this 1691-nucleotide messenger RNA. RefSeq lists its product as uncharacterized. The record is from RefSeq and is a predicted model, not a curated record. The transcript has a single exon. Bases 1 to 1545 code for a protein of 514 amino acids. NCBI's taxonomy places the organism in Eukaryota, Fungi, Ascomycota, Dothideomycetes, Pleosporales, Sporormiaceae.
AUGGGCGGCUCCUUAAGACUCACGAUCUCUAUAUUUAAAUGCAGAAUAGAAACGCGCGAAAAUGGAAGUAUAGUCUGCAUAACUUUUUAUCGUAUCGAAGAACUGUACUUCAGAUUUGCACAUCAUUCCCAACGAUCUCACCAAAAUCAACAAUCCAACCAAGAAGGAAAGACGACCAUGAGCGGAAUAUUAUCAAACGCAGUCACAGAGAAGCUAGAUAAUGGACCACCCAGCUUCCAAGGCGAUGGUCUCAAGCAUAACUUGAGCGGUGUAUACCGCAUGGUCGACACACGCCUGAGCCGCGGUACCCUCUGGACGACGGAUAUGGUCAAAGAGAUGCAGGAGCUCUCGAAGCGUCUUGACAGUCUCAAAACCGGAGACAAAUACAGUGUUACGGCUUUCGAUGGCGAAAAAUGCGGUCUAAAGGUCCCGCCAUUCAACACUGAGAAGGAGUCGCUGGCUCUGAAGAUCGUCGGCUACCAAACGCUCUCCCAAAAUGUUGAUGAUAAUGGAAAUUAUAUCUCAGAGAAUGUAUACCGGCGUGUCCCCUUCUUCAUCAGCGCCGAGAAAGACAAGAAAACACAUAUAUUGCAGCAAGACUGUGUGCCCAAGAAGGGAAUAUGUUCAUGGCAGAAGGGUGGAACGCCCUGGAAGAUCUGGAAGCAAGAAUUUGAAUCCGGAAAGAAGUGGGCGAAGUACGCCAAGGAGCUGGAGAAUCUGGUAACGAAGAGUUAUGCAAAGUUAAAGAAUGUUGACAAAAUCGUGUGUAUCGCCCUAGGCUCCCUCAAAACUGGUAGUAGGAUUCCUCUUCCUGGAGGGAAGUUCCUCGACCGUGAGCAACCGGGCAGUUAUGUACAGCACCUAGCUGCUGAUAAGAUGAGAAAGAAACUGGAGGAGCUUACUCGUAGAAGGAUCAUGAUUCUAGCCCAGGAUCCAGCUUACUGCGGAAACUGUGGAGAAAUACUUCGAAAAGAGUUAAAUAUUGAGACAAGCACACAUUGUGAUGGCCUACUCAACAUCACUGCCAAUACGCUAGUCAUCAGUAUUGCACCGAGUUACGACCUUAUCGGUCUCACAUGCGACAUCACGCGGGACUUUGGCGGGCCGCUUGCCAUGCUUUGCAACGAGAUAGAAAUGGACGAAACCCGGUGGGACGGGUAUUUUCCAAAUCAGCCAUGGCUGAAGUGGGACCAGUGGGAUGGGACCUCCAGAAGUUAUGUGAAUGAGGAUGGGAACGCCGCUGACCAUACGACUCGGAGUAUGGCAGAAUAUGAGGCAAAAUGCACCAUCGCUGAUUUUGGGGACUUUGAAGACAUCUACAAAUAUACAUACAAAGAGUAUAGGACUAAGUACAGCGAUGUGCCGUUUCCGGGAGAGGUUAAAUCAAAUCGAAAGAAGUUUGUUGACGGGAAGAAGGGAGAUGAUGAUUACAAGAAGGAGUAUGGGUAUUCAUUCGCGGAGCACUUGGCUCUUGCAGAGAGGGCUCAUCCAAAGGGUCCAGGGCCUAAUUUUGGGGAGCUGAAGCUGUAUGUGCGAGAAUCGUAGAGUGAGUAUUCUGGUCGGAAGAUAAACCCGGAGCGGAGGAAACUCUAUUUCACAUAUCUCAUUUGCAGUUUCAACCUCAUGUGUUGAUGAUACAGCUAGACUUUGCGGGCUCCAAUAGCUAACACAUGCAUUCGCUAUCAACGGAG